Messenger RNA from Beta vulgaris subsp. vulgaris (sugar beet), 1506 nucleotides. Its product is annotated as 26S proteasome regulatory subunit 10B homolog A. Gene Ontology annotation, cellular component: cytosolic proteasome complex; proteasome regulatory particle, base subcomplex. NCBI's taxonomy places the organism in Eukaryota, Viridiplantae, Streptophyta, Magnoliopsida, Caryophyllales, Amaranthaceae. The record is from RefSeq and is a predicted model, not a curated record. The coding region runs from base 98 to 1291 and encodes 397 amino acids. Gene Ontology annotation, molecular function: proteasome-activating activity; ATP hydrolysis activity; ATP binding. The transcript is spliced from 10 exons. Gene Ontology annotation, biological process: positive regulation of RNA polymerase II transcription preinitiation complex assembly.
UUUACUCCGCUUUCUCAUUCUUUCUCUGCAAGUCUUCAAACAUUUCCUCUCUUUCUCUCUCAUCGAAGAUCACCUUCAGAGUUCAGAGCACUCUCUCAUGUCGACUGAAGAGGAGGUUAGACGUAAGACCGCCAUUACCGAGAACAAUAAGAAGCUUCUUCAGCAUCGUGAGCUUGAAUCUCGCAGCAGGAAAGUGAAGGAGGAGCUACGAAGUGCAAAAAAGGAGUUCGCUAAAACAGAAGACGAUCUGAAGUCUCUUCAGAGCGUUGGACAGAUCAUCGGAGAAGUCCUCAGGCCUCUUGAUACUGAGCGAUUAAUUGUGAAAGCUAGCAGUGGCCCAAGGUAUGUGGUCGGUUGUCGUACAAAAGUCGACAAGGAAAAGCUGACUUCUGGAACACGAGUGGUUCUUGAUAUGACUACCCUCACCAUUAUGCGUGCUCUUCCUCGUGAAGUUGAUCCAGUGGUAUACAAUAUGCUUCAUGAAGAUCCUGGAAAUAUUAGUUAUUCAGCUGUGGGAGGGCUGUCCGAUCAGAUCCGUGAGCUGAGGGAAUCCAUCGAGCUUCCACUAAUGAAUCCAGAGCUUUUCCUGAGGGUGGGAAUUAAACCUCCAAAGGGUGUUCUGCUCUAUGGGCCUCCAGGGACAGGCAAGACAUUAUUAGCUCGAGCUAUUGCAAGCAAUAUUGAUGCCAGUUUCCUAAAGGUUGUAUCAAGCGCUAUCAUAGACAAGUACAUUGGUGAAAGUGCAAGACUUAUCCGUGAAAUGUUUAGUUAUGCUAGAGAACACCAGCCCUGCAUCAUCUUCAUGGAUGAGAUUGACGCCAUAGGAGGUCGUCGGUUUAGCGAGGGGACAAGUGCUGACCGUGAAAUUCAAAGAACCCUUAUGGAACUGUUAAAUCAGCUCGAUGGAUUUGAUCAAUUGGGCAAGGUCAAAAUGAUCAUGGCAACAAAUAGACCAGAUGUGUUGGAUCCAGCACUUCUUCGUCCAGGACGUCUAGAUAGAAAGAUUGAGAUCCCAUUGCCUAAUGAACAGUCAAGAUUGGAAAUUCUCAAAAUUCACGCUAUUGGCAUUGCCAAACAUGGUGAGAUCGACUAUGAGGCAAUCGUAAAGCUAGCUGAGGGAUUCAAUGGGGCUGAUCUACGCAACGUCUGUACUGAAGCUGGCAUGUCAGCUAUACGUGCAGAGAGAGAUUACGUGAUUCAUGAAGACUUCAUGAAGGCUGUAAGGAAGCUAAGCGAAGCGAAGAAGUUAGAAUCCACUGCACACUACAGUACAGACUUUGGGAAAGAUUAACCUAGCCAGGAGAAAAGUUGGGGAUUUUAGUGAUUUCAGAUUCCAUACUGUGGCUUGUAAAACAAUUCUUUUCUUCUCGUUUUCAUAUUGUAGCGUUGCAUAAUUUAAUUUUCUCUGUAUGCAGUCCAUACUUAUGGACUCAAUCAUCCAACAAACAGUCAAAUAUUCAAUUUCAGAAAGCUACAAGCCUACAAACCAACGGCAUUUGAUUUCAA